CAGUGUAUGUUAGGCGUGCAGAGUUGUGUGCAGUGCAUGCAUAGUCUCUGUAUGUUUUAGUCCUUGGUCCACCUGCAGGAGGAGCUGUCGCUUGCUGCAGCCUUCUCUGGAGCAGAAGAGAGAGAUCCCUCUUUUUCCUCUUCAGUGGCAUGAAUAAUAUCCCCAGUGCUGGAGAGAGAGCACAUCAAGAGGCUAACGGGAAGGGGAGAGAGAUAGCAGCCAGUGUGACAGAUAAGAGCGUGGCAGAACUUGUCUUGCUGACUGAACCAGGGGGCUGGGGAAACAGAGAGCCAGUGCACCAGAGUGUCAGGCAAGACUACUGCCUGCACACACACACACACACACUCUCACACGCACAAACACACGCACGCACGCACGCACGCAAACACGCAUACACACACACACACACGCACAUACACUCAUGCACACAGACAGACCCCUCAGCCCAGCACCAGCAGAAGUUCAGAGAGAAGACUGACCUCAAGAAGAGGAGUUGUGUGUUUCCCAUCUAGAAAAACUUGCCUCGUGUUUACAGCCUGAGAAAGGAUGGAGAAGCUGUCAGGGAAAGAGAAGGAACUGAUACGAGGCAGCUGGGAGAGCCUGGGCAAAAACAAAGUUCCUCAUGGUGUCAUCAUGUUUUCCAGGCUGUUUGAGCUGGACCCAGCACUCCUCACUCUUUUCCACUACACUACAAACUGUGGCUCCUCACAAGACUGCCUCUCCAGCCCUGAGUUCCUAGAACAUGUCACCAAGGUGAUGCUUGUGAUUGAUGCAGCAGUCAGCCACCUGGAUGACCUUCACACCUUGGAGGACUUUCUGUUCAACCUUGGGAGGAAGCAUCAGGCAGUGGGAGUCAACACACAGUCAUUUGCUAUGGUUGGUGAGUCCCUUCUCUACAUGCUACAGUGUAGUCUUGGCCAGGCCUACACGGCGCCGCUGCGUCAAGCCUGGCUCAACAUGUACAGCAUCGUGGUAGCAGCCAUGAGCCGAGGAUGGGCCGAGAACGGGGAGGACAAGGCCGACUGAGUUGGACUGGGAGUUGCUGAGCAGUUGCUGUCAAAUCACUCAACAUGGUUGCCAUGGAAUAAGGUUGCAUAACUUGCAGCAUUGUGGCUUCGGCUGCUGUACAUUUGCUCUGUGAGUGAGGUCACAUAGCGUAGCUCUGGUGUGGGUACACUUUACUAUUGGAUCGACCAAUCGCAGAGUUUAUUUUCUUUACUGAGGAUGUUUAGCUACCAGACAAUGCUGCUGUACAGAUGUGAGGAUCUGAGCCAGCCUGCUUUGGUUCUUCUAAGCCUGGACCUGUAAUCUGAUCGCCUCACAUUGAGAAAAAGCAACAGGAUAACUGUUGAGUCUCUUUGUAUAUAAUGGCUUUGAUAUACAGUAUCUACUUAAAUAACCGUGACGGUAGUGGUCUUUGUGAUGUAUCUUAAAAGAGUUGCACAGUUGUAAAAUACUAAAUAUUAUAUUUAGGCAUCACACGCUACUCAAACUGUGAUGGUUACUGUGGCCAGCACGGCAGCUCUCUAUCUAACUGGAACACAGUGAUACUUUACAUAACAUGUUAAAGGUUUUGGGACAAAGCAAUGUGAUUUUACAGAAGAAAAUCCUAUCACCUUAGUCAUAAUCAUUACUGUGUUUUCUAUUGAUAUUUAACAUCAUUACACCUACUUUACUGUGUGACUUUGUUGUCUGACCUAUUAAUUAAAAAUUAUAUUCAAUAGAUACUGACAAGAACUGUUAUACUCUCUGAUAGGUCUCCUCAGAGAUCUUUGACUGUUAAGGUGUCCAUGUGCACCUUACUUAACAUGGUGUGUGAUGCCCUCCUCCGUAGAGAUUGUGAUUUCUUCAGUAGGCUACAGCUAACUGUUAAACUCUAAACUAAUAGACUGUUAUGUUGACUAUUUACAUUAGAGUAAAGGGACAUCUUUGUUCCUUGGAUCUCAGUUUCCAGUCAUUGUAAGUGUAAAGUAGUUUUCUCUCUCUUGUAAUCGCUUAUCUCAGUAAUGCAUAUUAAUUGUGUUGUUGUGGCUACAAACGUAGUAUUACCUCAGCUUUGGGUGUGAAGAUCAGCAGAGUGGCCUGUGUUUCUCCAACACAGAGCAUGGAAGUGAACAUAUAUGUUGGAUUAUGAAACAAAGACAAACUUAAUUGAUGAUGGUUUUGUUUCUGUAUGUACCAUCUUCAGCUGUUAUUGACAUUCAUGGUCAUUAUGCCAAGUAACUUAGCAACAGUGCGCCAAGUAUUAUAUAAUAAUACCAUAUAACUGUAAAUCCAAGCUGCUGAUUUGUGGUUAUUAUUGCUUUAGUCUGAGUUUACAUUUAUAAAGUUUAUUUUUAUAUUCUGAAAUGUAUGUGUUGUUAAAGAGCAUUUGAUUUCUUUUUCAAAUGUGACAUACAGUUUAUCCUCCAGAUAUAUUAUCUUUUUGGGAUAUCCAGUUAAUGAACCCAAAUGUUCUGCUUUUAAUCAGGUUUAUUUAAUCAAAAGUAAUAGGGAUAGAUAUUAAGUUCUAAAUGUGCAAUCCGUACAGAAAAUUAUAAAAGCAGUUUUCUAUUGACCCCCCCCCGUUCAGUCUGUAACUGACUGUGUAUGUGGUGUAUUUAUAGUGAUUCUUUUCUUAGUAUCAGUACUCAGCCCUAUGCAGGUUGUUCUUCGCACAUCUAAGUUUUCAAUUAACUGACAUUAGGUCUUUUUAGCAGGCAUGACCAAUAACUGGCAUGUUAUCCCGUUAACAUCCAGCUCUGUACAUAUUGGGUGUGUCACUGUCUACCUCAUCAUUAUCAGCUGCUAAUGAACAGCGAUGACUUCACCUAGUUAUCCUUCAACCAAAAACGCACAGUAUGAUUAAAAUGAAUGCACACUCUUUGUAAACUGGAUUCCAUCCUCUGAAAAAAAAAACAUGUUGUGUGCUUACUUGAUACUAAAUAAAGUGAUCUGUGGAUAUUUAAAUGCU
This is a messenger RNA of Etheostoma spectabile (orangethroat darter), 2953 nucleotides long. It is a transcript of the gene ngb, whose product is annotated as neuroglobin. The transcript is spliced from 5 exons. The record is from RefSeq and is a predicted model, not a curated record. NCBI's taxonomy places the organism in Eukaryota, Metazoa, Chordata, Actinopteri, Perciformes, Percidae. Gene Ontology annotation, molecular function: oxygen binding; heme binding. The coding region runs from base 547 to 1026 and encodes 159 amino acids.